Debaryomyces fabryi is the source of this 2313-nucleotide messenger RNA. RefSeq lists its product as uncharacterized. NCBI's taxonomy places the organism in Eukaryota, Fungi, Ascomycota, Pichiomycetes, Serinales, Debaryomycetaceae. Bases 1 to 2313 code for a protein of 770 amino acids. The transcript has a single exon. The record is from RefSeq and is a predicted model, not a curated record. Gene Ontology annotation, molecular function: zinc ion binding.
AUGGAUUCAGAAAACAAGUUGGUAACUAUAAAAGUUACUUUUAAUCAAUUAUACACUUCACUGAAAGCUUGUAUUGAGAAGUUGAUCACUAUCGAGAGGGAAUCAUUUAUUCAAAUUGAUGAUAAGGAAAAAUUGGUUGCUUUUUUGAGGUCUGAUUUCAAGCUUGGGGAAUUGAAGGAUGUAAAGAUAUUAAGAAAGUCAAAGAAGCAUAAAGACUAUAUACCAUUGGAAACUGAGAGUGAUUUUAAAUCGCUAUCUAGGAGUUUGAAAGUUAAGAACCAUAUCAAACUUCUUAUCAAUGAUUCAACUCCCGCAACGAAAUAUUGUCCACCUAAAUAUUUGAGCGGUGAUCCUGAAAGGAAGAAGACAAUUGAUUUUGCAAGCUUAGGUAAAGCAUUAGUGGAAGCUUCAUUUACUGUGUUGUCAGAUUUCAGGGGUGAAGAAUAUCAAGCAUCAGGACAUACACAGAAACAAUCAACACAACCACAGACAUCGUCACAAGCAACUCAAAGACACUGUGUUAGGAAAUCUGAGGAAUCAGCAAAUAAUGAUUGUGUUCAUGAAUUUGUUGCCUGUGAUUCUUGUAACCCGACGAGCUUCGUUCCACUAAAAGGAGUGAGAUUCAAAUGUUUAAUCUGUCCUGAUUAUGACUUAUGUCAAGCUUGUGAGUCGAGACAGCACAUUGAAGAAAAAAAUGAUGGAGAGCAUUUAUUCACUCAUCCAAUGAUUAAGAUAACUAAACCUCUUGCUAAUAAUUCAUGUCCAAGAACCUUUUUUGACCGUAAUGAUAUCAUAUAUGAUAUCCCAUUAAAUGAUUGUUCAUUAGCUAAUAAAGAUAAAAUUGAAACCAUCUUACGUGAGGGUAACAUUGAUGAUUUUUUCAAAAAUGUAGAUAAGAUUAUCGAAGAGUCUGAUAGAUACAAAAUCUUGUCUUCAUUACUAAAAGGUGAAAAUAUUCAAAAUGAAGACGAAGAUACAAAGUUUGCCUUGUUACAGAGUCUAGUUGAAUCAUCAAAUGCUCAAGAAGAUAAUUUAGCAAACAGCAAAGAAGAAGUAGAAGAAGAAGAAGAAGAAGAAGAAGAAGAAGAAGAAGAAGAAGAAGAAUCAGAUAAUCAAGAAACAAAGACGGUAGAAGAUAUAGAUAUGAGAAACUUCAAGCUUGAUGAUUGUUCUGACCUGUUGAGUGAUUACAAUAAAAUUCAAAUUUACACGAAAAGAUUUUCUCAAGACGCUAGAGUAAUUUCCCUAAUUCUAUAUAAUAAUUCAUCCUUUUCUAUUUCUGGAGGAGACUUAGAGUUUGAAUUUUAUGAUGGUCACAGAAGUGAAGUGAUUUUGGUUAAAAACGUUAGAGCAAUUUUAUCAGGUGAAAAGAGGAGUUAUAAUUUAGGCAUUUCAACUGAUAAUUUCAAUAAUUUAUCAGGAAGGAGAUUGAAAAUUUCAACAACUGAUGAUUCAAUUAUCAUGGAUGGUGAUUAUAGUCCGGGGGAAAUAACUUCUUUAAAUAUUGUGAACAAGCCAAAAUUAGCCAAUUCUCUGAAUAAUGAGUUAGAGAAAAGCUUCAUUGAAGUUGCUUUGGUACCUAAGUCCAACAGUAUGGCCCAGGUCAUUAUCACCAAUAAAUCCAAAACCCGCCUUGAUUGUUCAAAUUUGAAAUUUAAAGUUGUUAAUUGUUUUGAUCAAGUUGUAUGUUAUCUUAAUGUUGUUCAUGGUCGCAAGAUAUUGCCUGAAAGAACUGCAAAGUAUAAUAUCGGCUUAAGUAAUGCGCAUCUUAAAUAUCCAUUCAAGUUACUUAUAAUAACUGACUCAUUUUUUGCUUCUUGUGAUUUAAGUUUGAAGAAUUUGAAUGGGGUUUUUGAAGUGAUUUUAAAGGAAAAAAAGACAGACAAUUUAAUUAGUGAUGAAUUGUCUAAUUCUUCUAAGUCUUUUGAUAAGACAAGUAAUUAUCCAUUGUCAGUUACUGAAUCCAUCGUAGAUGAAGGUCAGAAACAUGGUAAGAUUGAUGAUCACGUAGUCUCAUCAGAAAACGAUGAAAAGACUGAAGAACAGUCAAGUAACAGAUCAACAGAAGGUUCAGUUCACUUUGUGGUCUUACCAACUUUGCCAAAGGAAUCUUUAUUGGAAUCUAGGAAUUUAUCAUCUUCCGAAUAUGAUGAUGCAAAAUCAUUCUUAGCACACGAGAAUGAAUCCACCACUGAUAAUAAAAAUCGGAAUAUAAUUGAUGAUGCUAAUGAUUACGAUAUUAUUAGUAUGGGAGAAGAAGAAGAAAGUGUUGAUUCAGAUUAUGAAGUAUUGUCGCCUGCUAUCAGUCAUUAG